Messenger RNA from Dentiscutata heterogama, 125 nucleotides. NCBI's taxonomy places the organism in Eukaryota, Fungi, Glomeromycota, Glomeromycetes, Diversisporales, Gigasporaceae. The record is from the annotation of a GenBank genome assembly.
ACCACCAAAUUGAAAAUGAGGAGUUGAAGGAUUUGAGGAAAGAUAUAAGAGUAACAGAAAAAUGGUAUCGUAAGCUCAAAAAACCCUCACAUUUUGAGGAUACAACAAACUCAUAUGAAGAGAAG